AUGCCUAGAACUGUCCUAAUCACAGGAUGCUCGGACGGUGGCCUCGGCGCUGCGUUGGCGCUCGCCUUUCACCACCACGGCGAUCGCGUACUGGCCACAGCACGAAACCCCUCCAAGAUGGCACAUCUCAAAUCCCAAGGCAUCGAAACCCUCACGCUCGACGUCCUUUCUGAAGACUCCCUCCAGGCGUCUCUAAAAGAGGUCUCAACUCUCACAAACGGCUCGCUUGACGUUUUGGUCAACAAUGCCGGUGCUGGUUAUUCGAUGCCGAUGACAGAUGCAGACAUGGCGGAGGCACAGAAAGUGUUCAACCUGAAUGUCUUCUCCGUCCUAAGAACGACACAGGUGUUCUUCCCUCUCCUCCGCAACUCCAGAAAUGGAGCGUUAUUGGUCAACAACACUUCUGCAGCGAGUGUCGUUGGUGUGCCAAUGCAAGGAAUCUACAACGCAUCGAAAGCCGCCGCGGCAAUGAUCUCGGAAAAUCUGAGACUAGAGAUCGAACCAUUCGGCAUCAAAGUGGUGGAUCUCAAGACCGGUGGUGUGCAAUCCAAGUUCUUUCAAAACGUCCUUGGUGGCUCGGGUGCGAAACUACCAGAAAACACAGCCUACGAGCUUGCGCGCGAAAAAAUCGAGAAGGUCAUGGGUGGAGACGUCAGCCUGAGCAUGCUGGAUGCCGACAUCUGGGCGCGUGACGUGGUCAAGGACUUGAGUCAGAAGAACCCUCCUCCGCAUAUCUGGCGGGGCACGGGCGCGUUCAAGGUGUGGCUUUCCACUUUACUCCCGUCCGGAACAUUCAACGGGACACUUCGGCAGAUAGGUGGGCUGGACGUCUUUGCGAAGAAGCUCAAGGAGGCGGAAGCAGCACAUGCGAAACAACGUUAG
This is a messenger RNA of Exophiala bonariae, 882 nucleotides long. RefSeq lists its product as uncharacterized. The record is from RefSeq and is a predicted model, not a curated record. Gene Ontology annotation, cellular component: endoplasmic reticulum; lipid droplet. Gene Ontology annotation, biological process: phosphatidic acid biosynthetic process; triglyceride catabolic process. Bases 1 to 882 code for a protein of 293 amino acids. Gene Ontology annotation, molecular function: acylglycerone-phosphate reductase (NADP+) activity; triacylglycerol lipase activity. Lineage: Eukaryota; Fungi; Ascomycota; Eurotiomycetes; Chaetothyriales; Herpotrichiellaceae. The transcript has a single exon.